CUGAAAACAUGGUUCCCCUCCACGUCCUUCCCGUUCAUUGCCAGUGCUCCUAUGUUCGGUGUAGCAAAGGGAACAUUAGCAUCUGCAGUAACUAAAGUCGGUGGAUUUGGCUUCAUUGGUGCAGGCUUCGACCUCUCUCCCAACUCCGCCCAGCUAGCUGCUGUCUCCUCUGAACUGUCUCGCACCAGAGAAAUCCUAGCUCUCCCAUCCUCGGAUCCAUUGCCAGUGGGCAUUGGAUUUAUCACAUUCCAUCCCAGUGCCGCCACCACCUCCAGUCUCGCGUCUGUCACCCCGAUUCUGGAAGAGCACAAGCCCCUGGCAAUCUGGCUAUUCGCCCCCUCUGCCGCAGAUGUGCACACGGCGCUCAUACCGGGCUUGAAGUCCAUCGGAAGCGCCUGGGGACUCAAAGUUUUUGUGCAAACCGGCAAUGUCGAGGCAGCUCGAGCCGCCGUUCGCGACGGAGCGGACGUGAUCGUAGCUCAAGGCUCCGAUGCAGGUGGGCAUCAGUUCAAGCGGUCCGUAGGGUUUGCGUGCUUGGUCCCAGAGGUGGUGGAGGCGGUGGAAGAGGAAAAGGGUGAAAGAGAGGUCGCGGUCAUCGCUGCCGGAGGUAUUGUCGAGGGCAGGGGGGUCGCUGCGGCGUUGGCAGCAGGCGCUGGAGGAGUGGUGAUGGGCACGAGGUUCGUUGUAAGUGAUGAAGCGGGCACACCAGAGUGGCGGAAGAAGCUGCUCGUAGAGACAAAGGAUGGAAGCCAGAGCACCGUAAAGACCGCAUUUUUCGAUGAACUUCCAGGCCACAACAUCUGGCCUUCUCCGUUUGAUGGUCGAGCUGUGGUCAAUCAGCCGUAUCAAGAGCAUUUGAACGGGAUGCCGAUGCAGGAGAGCACAGAACUGUACAAUGCGUCUAUCAAUGGAGGAGAUGGCCAGCGGGCGUCCAUUUGGGCCGGUGCUGGUGUUGGUCUCAUUAAGUCCAUAGAGCCAGCAGGAGACAUCGUGAGA
This is a messenger RNA of Eremomyces bilateralis CBS 781.70, 996 nucleotides long. RefSeq names its product inosine monophosphate dehydrogenase. NCBI's taxonomy places the organism in Eukaryota, Fungi, Ascomycota, Dothideomycetes, Eremomycetales, Eremomycetaceae. The record is from RefSeq and is a predicted model, not a curated record. Gene Ontology annotation, molecular function: nitronate monooxygenase activity. The transcript has 4 exons. The annotation marks the transcript as partial.